UUUUUGGAUUAUCAUGCCACGAUGAUGAUGUCUUCUUUGCUGCUAGUACAACUGUUGUCUCUGUCGUUGGUGUUGUUUCACGGCGCCCAUGGAGGAUCCAACGAAGCACACAGGUUUGUGGUUGUCCGCCACGAAACGACUGAUCCAUCCAACAACAACAAUGUCUCCCUACACAAAAAUACUGUCAAAAAGCCAUCGCUGCCUCCCCUCGAGUUCCACCGACGCUUCAUGGAGGAGGCACAUUUAGUAGAAGAGGAAGUUGACGAAGGAGAAUAUAUGGACGAAGAAGACUUUGAGGAGGAUGAAGAAAUCGACGAGGAUAACAUUAGUGCGCUCGACUUGGAUAGUGACAGCGAUGAUGACUUUGAAUACUACUUUGAAGAUUCAUCUGAUGACGAUGAUGACGAAGAUGAACAAAGUCAAUGGGAACACUUUAAUCAUCCUCAUCAAGAAGAAAUCUUUGGAGACGAAUUUGAGGAGUUUGGAGACGAAUUUGAAGAGUUUGAUGAGGACGAGUUUGACACUUUUGAAUGGUUUGAAGAUGAUUUCUUUUGCUACCCAGAAGAUCGCUCUUGGUACAAGGAACAAGAUUUCUACAUCUCCAAUGCAGUCUGCCAUGUGGAUGAAGGAGAGUAUGACUUUUGGGACAUUGAUGAAAUGAUGGAAGAAGAUCCUUUCUUCUUUUAUGAGGACGAUCCACUGUUUUACAUGUCACCGCAAGAAAUAGAUCAACACUUUGAUUCUCAAGACGAGCAACCCCACUUUUUGCUUCCCAAAUCCAUUGAACCAGGCGAGGCGGUACCCAUUCGCUGGCGUCAUACUUUGGAAAUCGUCGAGGAUGACGAAAUCUUUGCCGUGGGGUUGCCACCCGAGCUCCUUCAAGGCUUUCGGGACUACUUUGAGACAACAGGGGUCCUUGAUGUAGUCAAUGAGUUACUCUACCCCACCAUCAACGAUACUGCUCCGUAUCAAGAGAGAGUACCAUUCAAUCUCACGAGAAAACAAGAGGAAGAAGCCAAAGUUUGGACCAUGAAGGAUGGGUAUCAUUGGAAUGUGAAACGAGCCGACCACUGGCCCACCGACAUGGUGUGGUUUGAUCCGGCCGAUGAGGCAUGCUAUGAACGAUUGAAUGAGAUUCUACGCAGAGGUAACUUUGAAAUGGUCAUGAACACCAUUCGACAACAGCUCAAUCAGCCCAAUUUGGUCAUUCAUGGCAAUGGUGCGAUUAUUGUAUCGCACUUUGACGACGCCGACCCCGAGAAUGAAGAUACCAUUGCGCACCUCCAUCGAGAUGCGCCCGAAACCCGAGGUGCGUUUUACAACAUUUUGAUCCCAAUCUACCUUCCAGAAGCGGAGGACCAGGAAGCGUCUCUGUACAUUGGUGGCUUUGAGGAUAUGUGUGCCCCCAUCAACUUAAAGUACAACGUGGCUACGGUCAUUGGUAGUGAUUCUUGGCACGCUACAGGAGAGUGCGACUAUAGAGCUAGCAAGGGAUUCCGACUCUCCAUGUCCGUUUGGGUUUCGGAAAUCACGGAGCGGAACGUGGAAGUGCUUGCGGAUGAUACCACAUCGUCAUGGCCCAUUCACGAUGACAAGGACUGGUACCGAGCGCAAAAGGGGAGGAAUUUGGCGAACGAUUUUGGGAGGGCACCCAUCGAAACGAGGGAUCUACGCAACGAUUGUGCUGAAACAAGGCACCGAUGCAACUUUUGGGAAGUGAGGUCUCAAUGUGCCAAGACUUGUGGUUUGUACAUGGAAACAGACGAGUACUAUUCCCAUCUGGAUGCACUUCGUUCUGUUUGAUUGAGAGGCGUCUCUUUUUUGUGGUGGCCAACCAUAUCUAUCUGUGCUAGCGACGGUACUUAGCUAGCUGUAAUGCAUGUAAGUUCAUACAUUCCCUUC
Seminavis robusta is the source of this 1902-nucleotide messenger RNA. The record is from the annotation of a GenBank genome assembly. NCBI's taxonomy places the organism in Eukaryota, Bacillariophyta, Bacillariophyceae, Naviculales, Naviculaceae.